Chanos chanos (milkfish) is the source of this 2102-nucleotide messenger RNA. RefSeq names its product NFKB activating protein (gene nkap). Gene Ontology annotation, biological process: regulation of gene expression. Gene Ontology annotation, cellular component: nucleus. The coding region runs from base 284 to 1438 and encodes 384 amino acids. NCBI's taxonomy places the organism in Eukaryota, Metazoa, Chordata, Actinopteri, Gonorynchiformes, Chanidae. Gene Ontology annotation, molecular function: chromatin binding. The transcript has 8 exons. The record is from RefSeq and is a predicted model, not a curated record.
UACAUCGUAAACAGAGCUGCGAAGUUACAUCGAGCUUGUUGUAUUUUGUCGUGUCCAGUUUAAUAUACCGUUAUCUUGACGUUAGAUAUAAUUUUUAAGUAGUAUAGAAAACAGGGAUUUGUCAAACCAGCGUUUUUGUAGGGUUCAAUGUAUAAUCAGCUAACUGGCUAGCUAUUCGCUGAAGCAUUACUAGCUAAGUAUCCGACGAUUUAAGUGUCAAUGUAAAUGUGGAUUACAGGUCAGUAAACCAGCAAACGCUGCCAGGCGAUAGAGAUAAGUAACUAUGCCUGAGAAUAGUCGGCCAGAGCUUAAUGGAAAAGAUUCAGAUUCAGUUAGCCCAAAAAGACGACGGCACAGUCGGUCUCGUAGCAGAAGUCGCUCUCCUGACCGUGAAUUGAGCCCCGCACUCAAGACCACCAAAUACGACGACAAGGAAGAUCGCAAACCACGAUGGUCUGAGUCUAGAGAAAGAAGCCGGACCCGGUUUCGUACGGGGAGCCCUCGCAGUCGCUCUAGAUCGAGGGAGAGAUCCAAUUGGUCUGAUUAUCGGGAUAGGGGUUAUGGCCCAGGAUCUCGGUCUGAUUACUACGAUAAAAGGGAUGAUGCCCAGCGUCAGAGACAAGAGGCUUUUAUUGCCAGGCGCCUACAAGAAAGAGAGAGAAUUGGUGAGCUGGGAUCACCAGAGGUCUGGGGCUACUCGCCAAGAGUUCGAGAACCCGACUCUGAUGAACACACUCCUGUUGAAGAGGACGUGAAGAACGACAGCUCUAGUUCAAGCUCAGAAGAGGAAAGAAAGAAGAAGAAGAAGAAAAAGAAAUCAAAAAAGAAGAAAAACAGGAAACAUUCUGAGGACAGCGAAUCAGCGAGUGACACCGAUGAAGAGGAGGUGGCAAAGAAGAAGAAAAAGAAGAAGAAGAACAAAAAGAAGAAAUCAAAGAAAAAGAAGGCUAAGAAGAACCGUAAAGAUUCGAGCGACUCCAGCAGUGACCAGUCUGAGGAGGAAGAGGAGGAUGAUAAUGAAGACCUGUGGGUGGAGAAAACCUGUACUAAUGGGCACAUCGUCGGUCCCGAAGCGCCGCUCACACACAUGUCUCAGGAUGAUAGACCUCUAGAUUUCGGCCACGCCCUGUUGCCAGGUGAGGGUGCAGCCAUGGCAGAGUACGUGAAAGCAGGUAAGCGUAUCCCGAGGAGAGGUGAAAUCGGUUUGACCAGCGAUCAGAUCGCAGACUUCGAGAAGUCCGGCUACGUGAUGAGCGGCAGCAGACACCGUCGCAUGGAAGCCGUGCGUCUGAGAAAGGAAAACCAGAUCUACAGCGCGGAUGAAAAGAGAGCUCUGGCCUCCUUCAACCAGGAAGAAAGACGCAAGCGGGAAAGCAAGAUCCUGUCCAGCUUCAGAGAAAUGGUGUACAGGAAAACAAAGGGCAAAGAGGAGAAGUAAAAGGCCGUCUUCAAAAUGGUCACCUUUCGGCUGAUGAACCUUUUAUUUUUUUAUUUUUUUUUGAAGAUUCUGGUUUCAAGCUUAUGUUAGACAUCUCUUUGCUUUUGCGCUCUCAACUUGACGUCAGUCACGAUCAAGGCUAAGAGCUUUUUCAGCAAGUCUUCUCUGUACAUGUUGUUUUUCCAUUAAAAUUGCGAUCUGUGAUUUUUCUAGCGGUGCGCUGUCGUACAAAUAUUUUGAAACAGUUCCUUUUUUCCCAUUGUUGUCAACAAAUAUUGUAACCUUUUGACUACUGGCUAUUGAAAGUUAACCAGAGACAAAUUAGAAAAACUGUCUAAAACUGUUUAAUUUCUAAGUGUUCUGUUUCAAUUGAAAUGAGUGAUCAAGGGACUGGAAAGUUCAGAAUCUCAAAGCUGAAAUGUUACAAAAUAAAAAAUGUGAGAGUUAAGAGUUUUGCAGAUGUGCUGAAACUUUUGAACAGCAGCUGAAAUUAGCAGCAAAACACUUUUUGUGUGUUGGUUUUCCAGAAAACGAAUCAAAUGGGAUUGCUGUGUUAAGUCAAUAAGGAAGCCUUUUAUGUCUUCAGUCUUGCUUUUUUUUAAGUAAACAUUCUAUGAAGCAAAUUUUAAUGAUGAUGAUUUAGUGAUGAUCAUCCAGCUACAAU